Molecule: messenger RNA, 1177 nt
Organism: Olea europaea var. sylvestris
Lineage: Eukaryota; Viridiplantae; Streptophyta; Magnoliopsida; Lamiales; Oleaceae
Exons: 2
Coding region: 431-1000 (189 amino acids)
Source: RefSeq, a predicted model, not a curated record
GUUGAUUCCUACUGAAGCCGAACUGAAAGAGGUCUAUUGGAAAGAAUUAACAUCGAUUGUGGAAGAAUAUGAGAAGGCUUCACACCAUUCCGAAGGAGACGUGGCUGAGCAUGAUGUCGAGCCACAUCAUACAUACCCCAAAGAGUCUUCUAGAGCAACUCAACCACCACAGCCUGGUUUUGAGAUGAACAUAGCGGAUUUAUUGAGAACUGAAAUGAAAAAAACUUGAGGAAAGCCUACAAGCAAUCAUAUCGACUCGAAUUGAUCGGGUGGAGAAAAUGUUGACAGGUUAGUUGAAUUGGCUGUGGCAGGUCGGUUCCAUCCAGUGACUAGUGCAUUUGAUGGUGCCACUAGUAGCACAGCCUAUGUACCUGAAAAUGAACCGAAGGAUAGGUUGGAAAAAGAGGUUGGGUUUGAUGAUGUGACAGAUAUGCCUACUGCUGAAAGAAAGGUAGAUUUGUCUGAAGAUGAUCCAAAGUUAGAUGAGGAGGUUAGAGGAAAAAAUGUAGGAGGGAAUGAGUUGGAAACUGAGCUUGGAUUUGAUGAUGUGAGAGAUGUGUCUGCUGCUAAAACAAAUGUAGAAGCGCGUGAGGAGGAUCCAAAGUUAGAGGAGGAAUGUAGAGGCAAAAAUGUAGGAGGGAGGGACUUGGAAAAGGAAGCUGGAUCUGUGAAUGAUAUAGAUGAGCAAGAAAAUGAAAAAAUGGUCAAGAAAAGUGUUGGAAAAGAAAUAAUAUUAGAGGAGGAGCAUCCCGAUGUAGAGAAAGAGAUUGCUGAUUUUGUGACGCCUGAAAAGCAUGGUGUGGAUACAAAUAAAUCCAAGCAAGGUGACAUUGUAGAAAUCGAUGAGGCGAGAUGCGAUCUAUCGAAAGGACGAGGGUAUCAUCGGAAGAGAAAAGUGCGCAUAUUUUGUUUUCCAUACACGAACCCGACGAAGAGGAGAAAGUUGUCGGACAUCAAUAUAUACGAUCCUUAUCGAGAAUUAGAUCCCGUCAAAGGUUGAGGUUUUUUACAAAUGGAUGGAAACUACAUCUUCGUGGUAAAGUAUUACACAUAGUUGCAAGUACAUGUGAAAGUAAUGACAAUAUUACCUAAAUAUAAUUUCGUGUUGAUUUUGUUGUAUGCACAUCCAAAUUAUACCUUUGCGCUUUUAUGAUGUUCAAACAAAAAGUUUGAUGAA